AUGAACUCCGCAUCCCGUGCAGUCAAACGACCAGGAUCCAAAGACGGCGAGAAGCAGCAGAUAUGGGUGCCGAUGCUGAACAACGCGUCAAAAGGAAAAGAUCUGGCUGAAAAGCAGCUGCUCGUGCUGGGAGGCAGUCCCGAACAGCAGAAGGAAUUCUUGGACCACCUGAACCCACCCUCAUCGAGAGUACGAUACAACGAUAGACAGCACAAUCGCAAAGCCCCCAUUUCGAACAGAUACGCCGUUGGAUACACCUACCAGGAUGUUCUCGACGCGGACCAAGAAGAUGUGCUUGCGCGGCUAAAUGUCUACAUGCUCUCGAAUCCAGCCGCCUCCUUUGCGCCCCUGCUCAAGCCGCUGUUUACCUCUAAGACGGUCAAGGCCACCCUAAUUACAAUUCUACUCGAUUGGUCUGAUCCAUUCAAAUGGGCCAGGCAGCUGCGUCAAUGGGUGCGCCUGUUGAGACUCGUCAUUGCCUCGCUCGACGACGAGACCAAGAUCGCGAUGGAAGAAAACAUGAACGAUUGGAAAGAGAAGCGGGUAGGUCCGGACGCUCCCUUGUCACAGCCUGGCGUGGAUAGCACAGAAAAGCCCACUCAGGCGACACCAUUGGGACCAGGCGAGUGGGAUGAAGGUCUCGGCAUACCCCUCUCCGUGGUCUGUAUUCAGUCUGAGAAGAUCGAGACCCUCGAACGAGAUUUUGGUUGGCAGGACGAGCAGUUCGAUUUCCUGACCCAGUGGCUUCGCUGCGUACUGCUGAAGCAUGGCGCCUCACUGAUCUACACAGCAACAUUCGAUGCCAACAGCCUCCGAACAUUACUCCACUCGAGUCUAAGUAUCUACUCGCUCCUCAAACGCGAAACUGCAAAACCGAACUACAUCGAGCGCGACAAGAUUCUGAUUCCGCCGAAUUGGGACUCAUGGGGCAAGAUUCGACCGCUCCGAGAAGGCACUGAUCUCGAAGCCAUCAGCGACGCUUGGUCUGUGGAAAUUCAAGGCAAGCCGGACGACAGCCUAGAUGAUGUUGUGCCGCCUUCAGAUCAGCAAGCAUCGUCAGAAGCAGAGUCGGCGGUCGCACUCUACGAAUCCAGUCUUCCAAACCCUACAAACACACAGCCAUCCAUCAUCCCGACCGCCGAUGCCGAAGACACCACAGUUCCCCCAGUUCAAGAGUUUCUCAGUGCGCAAGCAGCCAUACUCGAAACACUGAAAGCUGAGGACGAAAAGGUAGCCCGGAAGACGAACCCGUCAACGCGUGGAAAGGUAUCAUCGACCGGCCAAGGCCAAGUCUUAACACCUGGCUCGGAAGAUGGCAAGGCCGGCGUCAACGCUAAAAUGGCAGAGCAGAUCGGACCCUACCAGAUCAAUGUCAACGGAAUUGAUUUCGAUGCGGAAGAGGCAACACGUCGUCUCAAAGAGCGUGAAGCUGAGCGCACUGCAGCAGCUGCAACCAAGGAGGCCAGCGCCAACGGCCAGCCAGCUCCUGUUGCGAAUGCGGCACCGAGAACGGGCGUGACAAAUGGCGGAGCCAGUGGCGUCAGUACGCCGACGAAGAAACCGGCUACAGGCGAAGAUGGGAAGGCGAGCAAUGAGGCGAUGAGUGCUUUCUUCCAGAAUCUGAUCAAGAAGGACCGGAGGGGAGGUGGUGCAGGUGUCGCGAGCGGAAAUGGCACACCUCAGCGGACCGGCAGCCCGGCGCCUGCAAAGUAG
This is a messenger RNA of Cyphellophora europaea CBS 101466, 1713 nucleotides long. RefSeq lists its product as uncharacterized. The transcript has a single exon. The record is from RefSeq and is a predicted model, not a curated record. The coding region runs from base 1 to 1713 and encodes 570 amino acids. Gene Ontology annotation, biological process: microtubule cytoskeleton organization; microtubule-based movement. Gene Ontology annotation, cellular component: centrosome; cytoplasmic dynein complex. Gene Ontology annotation, molecular function: dynein heavy chain binding. Lineage: Eukaryota; Fungi; Ascomycota; Eurotiomycetes; Chaetothyriales; Cyphellophoraceae.